Maniola jurtina (meadow brown) is the source of this 2561-nucleotide messenger RNA. It is a transcript of the gene OdsH, whose product is annotated as homeobox protein unc-4. The transcript has 4 exons. Gene Ontology annotation, biological process: regulation of DNA-templated transcription. The coding region runs from base 303 to 1340 and encodes 345 amino acids. The record is from RefSeq and is a predicted model, not a curated record. Lineage: Eukaryota; Metazoa; Arthropoda; Insecta; Lepidoptera; Nymphalidae. Gene Ontology annotation, molecular function: DNA-binding transcription factor activity, RNA polymerase II-specific; sequence-specific double-stranded DNA binding.
ACUGUCGGAGGAAUAAAUCUAUAAUAUGAAAGAGGCGGGGAAUUAAUUUGUAUACAGGUGGGGGUAGGGGGGUGUCGCUCCGCCCCGCGUCGGGCGCGCCAUCUCAGUGCCGGGUAACCGAGCCAUGAGAGCACACUUUCGGUUACGCGAUGUGUGAUGUAUCAAAAAUAUUUGACUAAGUGACAGUGACUUAAAGAGUUUUGGUGUUGAUUGUACAUAUUAUUAUGACUGUUAAGAAUGCGCGCCCUCGUUUGUAGUGUUGUCGAUUGUCGAUAGUCAAGAUAUCGAGUGCAAAUCGGACCAUGGUUUUGGAAGGCGGGCUGCCGGCGCCCUUGCAAUUGUAUGCGGCGGCGGCGGCGGGCCUCGCGCCGAGGCCGGCCUGGCCCCCUUUCUUACCUUUCUUUGGAGUUCCACCCCCAUUUUUAACCCGUCCGAGGCUUCCUCACCCGUUGCCAACCAGAGCACCCCAUGGGCCUCCGAGUGAGGAUUCUAAUGAAGAUGGAGGAAGCAGUAAAGGUGGCCUUGGAGAUGACGACGGUGACAGCGGUAAGAGAAGAAGAUCUAGGACGAAUUUCAACUCUUGGCAGUUGGAAGAGCUGGAGAGGGCGUUCCUCGCGUCGCACUACCCUGAUGUGUUCAUGAGGGAAGCACUGGCGAUGCGGUUAGACCUGAAAGAAAGUAGAGUUGCGGUAUGGUUCCAGAACCGUCGAGCAAAAUGGCGUAAAAAGGAACACACGAAGAAAGGCCCCGGACGACCUGCGCACAACGCUCACCCACAGAGCUGCUCCGGAGAGCCCAUCCCACCACACGAGCUCAGAGCGCGCGAGAGGGCGAGAAGAAGAAAGAAAUUGGCAAAGGCACUUGAACGACAAGCGAGGAAGCUACGAGCGAAAGGCAUAGCAGUGGACCUUGAGGCUCUGAAGGCGGAGUACCUAGCACAGCAUAGAAACAGCGGACUUUACUCUGAUUCAGACGGAGAAAUAGAUGGAGAAGAAUGUAUGAUAGAUGUAGUUGGGGGUGAUUCUGAAUCUGGGCCCGAAGACUUCUCCCUAUCUGGAAGACUCCGUGCACCUUCAGGGACCGAUGCAAUCAACAAUUCCGACAGUUCAACGUCAGAUGCACAUUCUGCAAGAAAUUUCAGCCCCUUACCAGAACCGCAAUCGUCCUUCUUCAAGCAAUUUAGUACAGCAGCAGCAAACUUCGACAAAUUCGACUUUGACUCAGGCAGAGCGGUCUCCUUAGACCUGAGUGGAAGUUCCAACACGGAGCAAGACCUGUCCAAAAACGGGGGAACAAGAAAAUACAAUCCUUUCAGUAUAGAUUCACUACUUAACACGUGAAAGUGACUUUUGUAGAAUUAAGGAGGUCGCACAUAUCCGCAAGACUCGCAGAAGACGCAUGAUGUGUCAGAGUUUACUGAGAAAAAUUAGGAGAAUAUUUCGGUUUCGAAAAUUCGAGGGAUAGAUCACGUCAGUUCCGACGUCUACAAACAUCAUCAGCAUUUCUCUGAUGCGUUGAACCGCAUCGAAGAAAUGAAUGACCGCAUUGCUUUCGUAUCUUUGACGGCACUGCGCCUCCUGCAGGUCUUAUGGUAUGGGUCAUUAGCUCUUGGUAUGCGAUACCUUUAGAUUAUUCCUAUAGAGGCUCCCGGAUCUAAUUUUCUCACAGACUCGAAUACCCGACUGGCAUUUCGUGAAAAUGUUCCUUUGGACUGGACAUCCAUUGGCUACUAUUGCGUGAGCGAUCGCUUCUUUAGCGACUCAUUUUCAAUGAGAAACCGUGAGUGUUGGCAAUUGACAUCCUUAUGUAGUCGGCAUCCAGUUUAUUCGCACGGACGUUUUUAUUCAACCUGUCUUAUACGAACCGCUAAGGUGUGAAAUGCCCUUCCAGUGUCCAUAUUUCUUGUUAAGAGUGAAUAGACAUCUUCUAGGCAAGCACGCUUAAACUUAGAUCUCAUCACUGCUUUCCAUAAAGCAUAAUAAUUGGCAUCAAACUCAAGCCUAUAUCUUGCAAAAAAGUUGAGCAACUGAUUUUCAGCAUUUUAUGCUUAAUCGAUAUGCUCGGGUGGCUUAGACAUUCGAAUGGAAGCAUUUAACCAUGUCAUAGCUGCAUAAAGAAGCUUUUAACUUCUUCUUCAGACCCUAAAGCUGCCAGAGAGGCUAGACGCUCACCCAAUAGUAGCCAAUUUACGCCCAGCCAUACCUACUUUAUAUAAUAAUUGAAUUAUAAUAAGUUGUAAUCAGCUUCGGUAAUAAGACUUAAUAGGUACCAGUUUACAUAUCCCUUUGUGAAUAUUAGAUAGGAUUUGUAUUAUAUAGAUAGUAGUGUAAAUAGUAAUGAUGUAUAUUUAUAUUUAUUUUCAUCUUGUUAAUAUUUUUUUUUAAUUGUGGGGCAAUAACAUAAAAAUUAAAUAUUCGUUGAUCUUUUUUCUAUUUUAUUUCGUGGUCUGUAACAUUUUUCUUGUUGAAACCUAGAAUGUAGGUAUGAAACACUUGUAUAUUAUUUUAAAUACCGACUAUCUUCUGAUUCGUAUCUUAUCGAUGUUUAUUUAUCUACUACUA